Varanus komodoensis (Komodo dragon) is the source of this 2201-nucleotide messenger RNA. RefSeq names its product ribose 5-phosphate isomerase A (gene RPIA). NCBI's taxonomy places the organism in Eukaryota, Metazoa, Chordata, Lepidosauria, Squamata, Varanidae. The coding region runs from base 110 to 958 and encodes 282 amino acids. The transcript is spliced from 9 exons. Gene Ontology annotation, biological process: pentose-phosphate shunt, non-oxidative branch; D-ribose metabolic process. The record is from RefSeq and is a predicted model, not a curated record. Gene Ontology annotation, molecular function: ribose-5-phosphate isomerase activity. Gene Ontology annotation, cellular component: intracellular membrane-bounded organelle.
GUCCCUAGAGAAAGAAGGCGUCCUGCGCAGAAAGAAACGAGCUUAAUCUUUAGCUCCGUUCCCGAAUGAAUCGGGGCAUCGGCACGAGCCAGGUGGCGCCGAAGGCGGCAUGUGGCGCAGACGGGAGCCUCUCGUCUCUCUCUACGGGGCGUUGGUAGCGGAAGGAAGGGGGCGGUCAGGAGCGCUGCGUAGAGGACACGUGCGAGACCCUACUACGCUCAGCGGCUGCGGUGCGAUUAAGAGCGAUAAUAUGACCGAGGAGGCGAAAAAGUUGGCUGCAUAUGCUGCAGUAAACAACCACGUGCAGACUAAUCAAGUCCUUGGAAUUGGAAGUGGCUCUACCAUUGUUCAUGCUGUGCAUAAGUUGGCUGAGAAAGUGAAGCAAGAGAAUCUCAGCAUAGUGUGUGUACCAACAUCUUUUCAGGCACGUCAAUUGAUCCUGCAGAAUGGCUUAAUCUUGGGUGACCUUGAUAGACACCCUGAGCUACAUAUUGCCAUUGAUGGAGCAGAUGAAGUUGACCUGGACCUCAAUCUUAUCAAAGGAGGAGGGGGCUGCCUGACUCAGGAGAAGAUAGUCGCUGGCUUUGCCAAAAGUUUUAUAGUCAUUGCUGAUUACAGGAAAAAGUCUAAAAACCUUGGAGAGCAGUGGAAGAAAGGGAUUCCCAUUGAAGUCAUCCCAAUGGCUUAUGUGCCGAUCAGCAGAGCUUUGGCCAGGCAGUUUGGGGGUGUUGCAGAGCUGAGGAUGGCUAUCAGUAAAGCUGGGCCUGUGGUGACAGACAAUGGGAACUUUAUUUUAGACUGGAAAUUUGAUAAAGUUCAUCACUGGAAUGAAGUCAAUAUGGCAAUCAAGAUGAUACCAGGAGUGGUGGAAACAGGACUCUUCAUCAACAUGGCAGAGCGGGUUUACUUUGGCAUGGAAGAUGGUUCUGUCAGUGUAUGUGAGAAGCCAGUCCUCUGACCACAUUUAGCUCCUGAAAUCCAUUCUGCCUUCAGACUGUCGCAUAGCAUUUAUCAUCAUGGUGCCAGCUUGAUACCUUGCCUUAAAAUAUGUCUAUUAAAUGGAAGGUCUACCAGGUUUUCAAUAAUACUGAAAGUGAAUGUUACCUUCAAAUCUAUUUUUUUACUUUUUCAUGUAAUCUUUUUUAAAGUGUUUAAACACACUGGUCAUUUUAAAUUGCUUUCAUUUCAUUUUUACAGAAAACAUUUACCAAAAGUAAUAUUUUAUAUGAAAUUUGAACCAUCUGGCUUCUUGGAGUAGAUCUGUUGGAAGAAGAUCGUAAUCACAGGUUGUGUGGUAUCUUUAAAUGCACAAAACCAAGACUGCACUUACGGGAAAGGGCUGAAACCAGUUGGUACUCAAAUGCCUUAUUGGACUGUUUGGUUCUAUAAUUUAUGCCUUUUAAUAAUUUUACUGUAACUUUUCAAUAACAGAGAAUGUUCUAGUUUCAACAGAUAAUUGUAGCUGGCAUUUGUGCAGUUGACCUUGAUAAUAUGAAUGUUAAGUUCUCUUUAGGACUGAAACAGAAUUUUCUAUAGCAUUGCUAUACACUUUCGUAUUUUUCCAGCAGUGUCUGAAAGUGUAGCCACAUGCAUGGGGCUGGCUGUUUGGUUGCAUCCUAGCUCAUUAAUAGCUCAUCAUAGCCCUAGCCAACACCGAUGUGGGAUUAACAAUGGCAUCACCCCUAUAAACACCAGGCACACUUUCAGGUGUUCCCUAACUGGUAUUAAAAAAGACUUGCCUGCCCCAGUGUCUUUCAGACUGCUGCAGGUAAGGCAUGAAUAAGAUAUCUGGGACUUCAGAAGUGCCCUAGCUGCCCUGUGAAAGGGCAGCCCUUUCCAAUAAGGGAGAUGUGCCUAAAUUCCAUUGAUUUGCAUAGAACUUCUAUCAAGCCACUGAGCUAAUGAAGACAAUUUAGGGCUCAAUUCCUGUUGAAAGUUGGUGGUUGCUUGCAUGAUUCACAGAAUGUUAAAUCUAAAUGCAAACAAGAAUUGAGGCAUCCUGGAUGGAUAUAGUAAUAUAGCAAGACCAAGGUGCAUUCAAAAUGUGUCAGUCUAUCUGCAUGGGACAAUAUGUCAGCAAUAUGACUAAUCACUUGAUUUAGGUAGUGAAAUAUCUGUAUGUCAGCCUUUUAUGUAAUUUUCAUGCGUGUGUACGUGUUAGAAUGCCUUAGGUGACUUCAUUAAAGUGCCUUCUGGAUCAA